Botrytis deweyae is the source of this 1188-nucleotide messenger RNA. RefSeq lists its product as uncharacterized. The record is from RefSeq and is a predicted model, not a curated record. NCBI's taxonomy places the organism in Eukaryota, Fungi, Ascomycota, Leotiomycetes, Helotiales, Sclerotiniaceae. Bases 1 to 1188 code for a protein of 395 amino acids. The transcript is spliced from 5 exons.
AUGUCAAUGCCGACGACUGGCUUGGUGGUGCCACCGGGUCAAUCACCACCAUUCGCUGUUGUGACGAGUACUGAUCAUUCGGCGUGGAUCAUCAUCGCAACGGCAUUGGGGCUUUCUUGCCUCUUGGUAUUCAGUGGGAUCAAGUCUUUCGCUAGGACUUCGAUGGGAAAAGGCGUUAGUUAUGAUGAGAUAUGUCUUUUGGCUUCAACGCUGCUGGCAGCUAUUCAAUCAUCGGUAGUGUUGGGAGCCUGCGCCAAAGGCUUAGGCAAAUCCAUCGAACUUGUAUCAGUCAAGAAUCAAGCCCAGAUAGAGCAAAUGUGGUAUACGAGCUUGCUGUUGUUUGUCAUAUCCCUCGGAUUGUCCAAAACUUCAGUAGUCGUCUUAUUGGGCAGUUUGACCCCAGAUCAGAAACACAAGAAAAUCUUCCGCAGUGUGAUUGGCUUGACGGCUGCUUGGACAGUUGCGAGUCUGUUUGCGGUGGCUUUACAGUGCAAUUUAGCUCAUCCGUGGAAAACCAUAGGACAGCGCUGUGACAACGUGUCUUUAAGAUGGCAGGUCAUAUCUGCUUUUGAUAUCGUUUUCGAGCUCGCAUAUGUUGCAUUAUCGUUUUACCUAGUAUGGAGUCUUCGGACAAGCAAAUCAAAUAAAACUAUUGUCGUUGUGGCAUUUGGGUUUCGUCUUCCUGUGAUCAUCGCCAUUGCCUACCGACUAGCCAGAUUUGAUGUAAAUGGAUUGACCACGAACCCAAUGUUUCUCGAGGAUGAGUUUAUUAUAUGGACACAGAGUGAAAUGAACUAUUCCGUCAUUGCCGCCAUUAUACCAAGUCUUCGACCUUUUGUCAAAAAUCUUUCUACAUAUUACGGCCAGGAGCUGGGAGGAAGAUCGGGAUAUACAUUGGAGGAUUCAGAGAACUAUCAACUUUCCAACCUAGGCUCCGCCAUGCGAAAUGAAAGCCACCACAGAGAGAGCAGAAUUCGAGAAGAUGUGGAUCCAGACGAUUAUAAAUUUCGAGUUUGGGCAAACGAGCCAGAACGAGGUGCGAGGAAAGGCAAGAAUCCGGGAGAGGGAGGCUCGAAGUUAUGGAACAAGGCCGGGGAAGAAGGAACAGAUGGAUUGAGUGUGGGGAGCAGUGAUUCUCAGCGGAUGAUCAUCAAGAAGGAUACUACAUGGACGGUACAGAUGGAUUGA